AUGGCGCAUAUGUUCAUUUUCGCCAUCUGCUCGGCGUUGAUCAUUUCCCGAGUAGAUUUGUGUCGGAUCCCCGAGACUCUCUACGUGCUCGUGCCACAAACUAUUCCGGUUGGAUACCAAGUCACAAAAGUUGAAACAGCUGACUGCGACACUCGGUCGUUGGUGUUGAGUUUGAAGGACCCCAGUUUUACAAUCGAUAGGAAUAGAGCCAUAGUCGCUCUUUCUCCUGUGUCGGUGGUAGGAAGAGGACGGACAUUUUCUGUGUGGGUGCAGGACAAUAGUGGGCAGGGAAGUGAGAUGGAAGUUCACCUUAUGCGCAGAACGGCGCCGGAGACACACAACAGCAAAGGCCUCCUGAAACGCACCAAGAGACGCUGGAGCCCCCCGCCCUUCAACCUGAAGGAGAACAUGAAGGGGCCUUUUCCAAAAGUGAUAGAUUCGGUUGUUUCAGAUUCAUCAGUCACCUAUAAAGUGUUCUACACAAUGAGUGGACCUGGAGUAGACCAGGCUCCAAUUGGCCUUUUUACUCUGGACAGGGAAAGUGGAAUGUUGAGUGUCACUAAUGCCGUCGAUCGUGAACAAUAUCCACUUUUUAAUUUAAAAGUCAGCGUGUUUAAUGCAGAGAAUGGUCAGCCAACAGACUUACCAUUGAACCUUAGAGUACUAGUUGAUGAUGAGAAUGACAAUGCGCCGGAAUUUGCAGGCCCGCUUCAGUUUACUCUGCCCGAGCGCAGCAGCGCAGGAACGGCGGUGGGACAGGUGAAAGCUACGGACAAAGACGCCCCUGAAACCAGCCACGUUAAAAUCAAGUACACACUCUUGAACGGGUUGGAGCGUUUUGCUAUUCAGCCAGAGACAGGCGUCAUCACCACCAUCACCAACACUCUGGACAGAGAGGCACAAGAUAAAUAUAUGGUGACUGUAAUGAUCAAAGAUUUGUUUGGAGCGGUAAAUGGACUGCAAAAUACAGCCACAGCCACAAUUUCCCUGAGCGAUAUCAAUGACAACCCACCAACUUUCACAAAGGCAUUGUAUGAAGCCACCAUUAAAGAAAAUGAAGUUGAUAAGCUUAUUCUUAGAAUUCCAGUGGAAGAUAAAGAUUUGGUAAACACAUCCAAUUGGAGAUCGAAAUUUGUCAUCACAAAGGGAAAUGAAAAUGGACAUUUUAGGAUUGAUACUGAUAACAGUACAAACGAAGGGCUUCUGUAUGUUGUAAAGCCCUUAGAUUAUGAGAACGGUGACAAAGUGAAGCUUGAGAUUCAGGCCCGUAACGAGGCAGAGCUUACUGGCACCACCGCUCAGUGGAUGUCCGUCCCUGUGGAUGUCACUGUCGCUAACGUUGAUGAAGGCCCACAGUUCAGCGCUCCAACAGUCACCUUCAAUGUGGUGGAGCAUGUACCAAAUGGCACACUAAUAGGAACUUACACCGCUACGGAUCCUGAGACCAAAAGCAGCAACGGCAUCAUGUAUUACAAGACUCUAGAUCCUGGUUCUUGGGUCAACGUUGACAGAAAUACGGGAGAGCUGAAAGUUGCAAACACAAUUGACAGAGAGUCCCAUUUUGUCAAGAAUGGAAUGUAUAACAUCACCAUGAGGGCUGUUGACACCAGCUCCAAGAGUGGAACAGGAACAGUCAUUCUUGUGAUCAAGGACCUCAAUGACAACGUGCCAAAGAUCCCUUCUGAGCUGGUGUUGUGUGAGAGCGGUGGAGACGCGCUUGGCUCUGUGGUUUUUGUGGCUGAAGACAAAGACUCAGAUCCAUAUUCUUCCCCGUUCACCUUUAACAUGCCAUCUGACAGUGAUGGCAAAUGGUCGGUGAAAAAACUCAAUGACACAGCUGCAACUUUGAAACAGGAGAAACCACUUCGCAGAGGGAUACACCAAGUCCCCAUAAUCAUCAGAGAUCUCCAGGGCAACGGCGACACACAGACUGCCACAGUUAAAAUCUGCCAGUGCCGGAAUGGAGUUUGCCUGGCCAAUCAAAGCUCUGUGGAAUUAGGGCCAAUGGGAAUACUGGCUUUGCUGCUGCCUUUGGCCCUCCUCCUGCUGCUCUUUCUACUUUUGGCCUUUUUCUGUGUAACAAAGAUGGACAAACUUGAAAUUGACGAUAAGGAAUACAGUGGUGGAAACCUGCUCUUGUCGAACACAGAGGGCCCAGGAGACGAAGUGGAUUCUACUCUCAUCAAAGUUCCCAUUGGCAUUGAGCAAGCAGGAAAGGACUCUGUAAAGGGCUCCCUGGUGAACGUAGGGUGGAUGGGAACCAAGAGCUCCAGCACAAUAGGAGGCCACGGCGUACAUGAUAAUGGAAUUUAUCAGCAGGGCAUUACCACCACUAAAAUACAAGACUACAACUCUGGCCAGUACAAUACUCAGUAUGCUGGAAGUCAGCUCGUCGGUAAUAGCAUGAGCUGCAUUGACAGCAGAUACCUCUCCCAGGAUGGUGGUAGUCUUCGCAUGUGGCAAGCAAAUGGCAAUUAUUUGCACCAGAAGCUGAAGAGUUUCGAGACAGAGGGGGACGACAUCAUGGAAGACGACAUCAUUCACUCCUACGAGUAUGAGGGGAAUGGCUCUGCUGCUGGCUCCGUGGGGUGCUGCAGCGAGUACGGGGACAAUGCAAACCUUGACUUUCUCAACACACUCGAUCCAAAGUUCAAAGCCCUUGCAGCCGUCUGCCGAAAGUCGUGA
This is a messenger RNA of Menidia menidia (Atlantic silverside), 2685 nucleotides long. NCBI's taxonomy places the organism in Eukaryota, Metazoa, Chordata, Actinopteri, Atheriniformes, Atherinopsidae. The record is from the annotation of a GenBank genome assembly.